CCUCAAGUCAUCCAACAUCCCUCAGCCAACAUUCCACAAAGCAAUUCGGCUCGAAGCACCAACGUCUUCACACACAACAAAGCCACCAUGAAGUUCUCCAUGAGCACCAUCAUUCUCGCCGCUCUGGCCGUCACCAACGUCGCAGCUCUGCCAGUCGCUGGACAGGACGAAAACGCCAAGGUCCGCCGCGACGACAUCAUCGAGAGGGCCCCAGAUGAAAUCGAAAAGACCAAGGAUGAACAGGAUGACCACGUCAAAGUCCGCCGCCAGUUUCCGCUCUGGGUCCCACCAAACGCCUGCCCGACGUUCCCGCAUUGCUGAACAAACAUACCACCGCGAAACCGGAUGCGAGGAGUAUCAUUGCUGGACACUUGGCUGCACUCCUUCGUCCUCGUUGAGGUUUCGAAAAAUUCGUACGGUCGUGGAAUCGAGUUGGAAGGUUUGAUUACAAUUGAUUGUUUGGCAAUGUGGAACACUCUUUACGCAGGAUCGGAAGAUUUGGCUGCGGCUGAUCGCACGGCAAACUGGCACAUUCAUUUCAAGGGGGGGAUUGAAAUUGGGCACGGCUCCACGAGCAUCUUGCAAUGCCAUAUCCGUACUCAUAACGUAUCGAAUGCUGUAUUCGCGAGUCGC
Molecule: messenger RNA, 633 nt
Organism: Zymoseptoria tritici IPO323
Lineage: Eukaryota; Fungi; Ascomycota; Dothideomycetes; Mycosphaerellales; Mycosphaerellaceae
Exons: 1
Source: RefSeq, a predicted model, not a curated record